AUGGCCGAAAUUCAAAGAUGGACGGUCAAUGAGCCCUAUCUUGACAUAGCGGGAACGCUGCUUGAGGGCCCAUACCACGAUGCCGCCACCGACGAGUUCCGCUUUGUCGACAUUUGGGACCACAAACUUUAUCGCCUCGAUCUGGCCAGAGGACCUGACUCGUUGACGGUAAUUGAUACAGACUCUUCAAUCGGUGUCACCGCCAAUAUCGUGGGCGAGGCCGAGAAGGAUCAGCUCAUUGUCGGAGCCAAGCAUGGAUUUGCCCGGCUGAACCAAACCACCGGGAAACUCUCCUACAUCGCACAGCCCUGGGAACAGGAUGCGUCCAAGCAGAAGUUGAUGCGCUUCAACGACGGCGCCGUCGACAGCCACGGCCGCUUCUGGGCCGGCGCUAUGAACGACCCCAAUGUCCAAUCACCCCAGCCCGAGGGUACCCUCUUCCGCCUGGACCCAGACCUCACUCUGCACGAGAUGCUGGCCCCAGUAACCAUUCCCAACGGAAUGGGCUGGAACGAUGCUGACGACACCAUGUAUUGGACUGACUCGCCGACCGGCAAGAUCUUUGCCUUUGACUUUGACGCCGCCACUGGUGCUAUUAGUAAUCGACGUGUGCACUUUGAUGUCGGCAACGGGCUGGAGCCUGAUGGUUUUGCUAUUGACGUCGAGGGCUGCAUUUGGACUGCCAUCUACGGUGGCGGUAAGGUGCUGCGGAUUUCGCCCGAGGGCCAAGUCAUUGGUCAGAUUGAUUUGCCUACGCGGAACCCGACGUGUCCGGCUUUCGUAGGCACGGAGUUGUUCAUUACUUCAGCCAAGGAUGAUCGUGAUGAUGAGAAGCUUCCGCAGUCGGUGCGUUAUGGAGGCCGGUUGUUCAAGGUUGACGUUGGUGUUCGGGGAAAGCCGAAGAAUGAGUUUCGGUUUCAGCAGUGA
Molecule: messenger RNA, 927 nt
Organism: Penicillium subrubescens
Lineage: Eukaryota; Fungi; Ascomycota; Eurotiomycetes; Eurotiales; Aspergillaceae
Product: SMP-30/gluconolactonase/LRE family protein
Exons: 4
Coding region: 1-927 (308 amino acids)
Biological process (GO): L-ascorbic acid biosynthetic process
Molecular function (GO): gluconolactonase activity; calcium ion binding
Source: RefSeq, a predicted model, not a curated record